Molecule: messenger RNA, 951 nt
Organism: Aspergillus steynii IBT 23096
Lineage: Eukaryota; Fungi; Ascomycota; Eurotiomycetes; Eurotiales; Aspergillaceae
Exons: 2
Coding region: 184-705 (173 amino acids)
Source: RefSeq, a predicted model, not a curated record
UGGGAAUGUUGCGCCGAACGGGACAGUUUGGAGUCGUCGCCGUGGGCACGGUGCCUGCGCUGGGUUGGGAUAGUAACCGGACUCCCGUCGUCGGGAAUCGAAAACGACGUCUUGUCUGUGCGUCGAGAUACGUCAGUUGCCAAAUCAGUCCCGGUGGUACUCUCGCCAGUGGUAGUGUCGACUAUGGAUUCAGUGGGGGCGGGCAAGAUCGGUCUGCGCGUAUCGACACCCAUGACGGAGGAUGUGAGCGGCCCUGGUGAAGUUCACCCAGACAAGACCAUAGUCUAUCGGAGGAUUUGUUUUUCUUGUCUCACUCCUUUCCUGCUCCUUGCUUUUCUCGGACAAUAUGGUUUUCGUCCGAAAUUUCUUCCUCCUUCUCUUGCUCCUUGGGGAAUGGACAGUGGUUGGAUCUUAGGGGACAACAGGAAACAGGAAAGCGGGCAGAAGGGCAAGAUCUUGAGUCUGGAAGGAUCACCAGCGUCUGGAACGGAGAUCUCCAGGCUGCGUCCGACGGUGCAGGAACACCAGGGGGUUAUGGGUCGACAGCACGAGGCCCGAAGACAGGAAGGAAGGUUAGACAAGUGUCGAGAGAGCGCGGUAGGCGUGGAUGGGAGAAACAGCAGGACGAUUUCAGCCGCCGAUCGCUCACUUUUGCUUGCCUGGUACCUUACACUUGGAGGACGCGAGCAGAAUGGUUGGCCGUGAUAGACUGGUCGGCAGUCGUAGUCGCCUGAAGACGAGGAACAACGGAGGACGGUGAAGGAAACCAACCGGCCUGUCGGACAAUUCACAAGCUCAUGCCUAAUAAUGUUCGAUGCGACACCGCCAGAGUGGGUGGGCAGAGCAAAACUCGAAUCCGAUCAAAUCAGAGCGAGGGAGGAGGAGAAGGUGGGAAAAUGGAUUGGAACAAAUAAAAUAGAAUUAAAAAAAAUGGGCUGAAAAUGAAAUGAA